Messenger RNA from Paramuricea clavata, 2953 nucleotides. NCBI's taxonomy places the organism in Eukaryota, Metazoa, Cnidaria, Anthozoa, Malacalcyonacea, Plexauridae. The record is from the annotation of a GenBank genome assembly.
AUGCUGAACACUUCAAUGUUUACGGAUGACAAGUUAACCACUGAUGACAGUGAUGAUGACCAGGAUGUCAGGUACUACUUAUAGUCGUAUUUUUAAUUGACAUCUGGUUUUAUUACUUUUAAAAAAUAUGCAGUUUGUUUACAGCAGCUAAAAUGUGUCUAUAUUUAUUUUUAAAUAAUUUCAUUCUACUUACAGUUUUCAUGACCUUACCAAGUCAGUGAUUGAGGAAUUGAAUGCUGAUGAAAACAUGGAAAGGGACAAUAAUUCAAAGUAUGAUAUAUCCAUUAUGUUAUACGGUCAGCAUUUAAAUACAAGCCUUAGAAUGUCAAAAUGGAUGAAGUUUACAAGUAAAUACUGUAUGUUUAGGAAAUAUUAAGGGAUUUUCUGUUAAAGAUAUACUGAUAUACUUUCAGUUAUGUGCAUCCAAAUUCCAUAUAAGACCUUUUUUAAAUGUCAUAUCUGGUUUUCUUGUUGUAGUUCCACAUACAGUGAUGUUGAAAGCACAAUAGAUAGCGAUUCAACUGAAUCUGCAGAUGAAGGUGCUGGUAUGUACGAAAUGCCUGAUGACGAGACCUGUUUUGAUGAUGAGACCUGUUUUGAUGAUAAUGUGGAUGUCUCAUCCACAUUGCAGCAGGUACAAGCCACACCCACUUCCCUUAUUCCCUUUGGGCCACACCGCAAACUUAGUAGAGGAGAUGACAUGUAUGCUAUUAAAGAAGAAUAUAGAAUGGCACAGGACAGAAAAUUUGUCUGCACACUUAGUUUGUUUCUUGAGGUAUUUAAAACUCGAUGUCAGACACCUGGGUGUACUGCUGUACCAACUGUAAAAUACCACUUUGUUGGUAUGGCUCUCUUUGUGACCUCUACAUGUACAUUCCGUCAUAAGAACAAGUUUUGUUCCUCAGGCGAAGUCAAUAACAUUUUUGUCAACAAUCUCCAGACUGCUGCUUCAAUUAUACUCUGGAAGCCACUAUGCAAAAUGACACGCUUGGCAAAUUUUUUAAAUCUGGAAUUUCUGUCCAAGUCCAGCUACUACCGAUUUCAACGCCUCUAUCUGAUUCCUCAGAUAAAUGACUGGUGGUGCUGGAUGAGGCGAGAACUCAUCAGUGAAUUUUCAGGCCAGGAUGUUGUUGUUGGUGGUGAUGGUCAAUGUGACUCUCCAGGCUUCAAUGCCAAGAAUCUAUGCUACUUCAUGGUAGAGGUAAAUUCCAGUUAUAUUCUUGACAUUGAAAUCUUGGACAAGAGGCACGUUGGCCUCAUCUCAACAAAUAUGGAGAAAGAAGCAGUGAAGCGAAGCCUGGCUCGUCUUCAAGACGAUGUGAAAGUGGUCGAGUUGGUCACUGAUGCAUCUACAUCUAUAAAAGCAUUUCUUGGUAAGAUAAUCAGUAUUCUUUGAAAUUCACCUCAUUUGGUUAGGGGUUUUCAUUUAUUCAAAUUCCCCUCCAUUCAUUGUCAAAUUUUAGUAACCCUCUCUCAUCUAGAUCAUCGGAAACGACCAUUUCAAUUUUUAGUUUGUCUUACGUUUUUAAAAUUUAGAAAAAUCAACAGUGUAAUGGCCAUGUAGACAUCUCACCUUGCCAUGCCCCUUAAAUAUAUAUACGAGUUAUAAAUAUAAGAAAACCAAAAUUGAUUUAGACAACUCCCUGACAUCAGUUGUUGUAUUAUAUAACCCUGUUGGGAACAUUUGAAAACUUCAUAAUCCCCUGCAAUCAUAUCACCCCCCCCCCUCCCUAUGCUCUAAUAAAUGAAAGCCCCCUUAAAAACAGAGAAAUUACAGUUUUGCUGUUACAUGCAAGCAUUCGAACCCAUCCAUGAAUGAGUCUGGUGCAUCUGUGUUCUGUAUAAAGAGUAUUGGGUGUAUGGUAUUCAUUUCAUUCAUGAAGUUCUUGUUUAAUUAUUUUAGCAAAUGAAUACCCAGACAUGAUCCAUAGCUUGGAUGUUUGGCAUAAAUCAAAAAGCAUAAAGAAGUGUCUGGCUAAGGUUUGUACAGUAUAAGGUUUCCUUGUGAUGUGAUGAGUCAAGCCUUUGGUGUGUGUGAUAAAUAGAGAUUACUUCAUGGUUGAUGAGCGCGUACGAUUUUUAUGCACGAGUUGCGAAAAAUUCCUAUAAACGAACGAGUGAGCGGAGCGAACGAGUGAGUUUAUAGGAAUUUUUCGCAACGAGUGCAUAAUAAAAAUCGUACAAGCGAAUCAACCAUGAAGUAAUUUGUUUAUUAUAUGAGUUAUUAUAUAUUAGAGUGAAAUUUAAGUGCUGAACGAUAGACACAAUUCAAACCAAACGUUUCAAACAUAUAUAAUAUGCAUCAAAAAGUAUAACAAUAGCUACAACAAAUGAAUUAUUUCGCUUUAAAAUUCUUGUAUUAUUAUUCUCCUGUUGUUCAAUGAAUUCGCUUAUGGAUGGUGUCUCUGCGAAGCGUGAAGCCAUUUCAAAUCAAAAGUCGAAUGGACAUCUAAAAAAACUGAUUGUUGUUUUCUUGUACGCCAGUGGUGCGGCGGGAAAGUAAAUACGAAAUUUUUCACUAGUGACAAAUUCCGUACGUCCAGUGAGAAGGCUAAUACGACGUUCUUCACUAGUGGCGAAUGUGUAUGUCCAAUGAGAUCCUCAGAAAUUUUAGGAAUAUGGUUUUUAUUCGACAACUUUAUCGCGUAUAAAAUUCAAUACUCAUAUAAUAAACCCAGUAUUGUAAACCCAUGACUAAGUAGCCCCUAUGUAUGUAUGUAUGUGCAGUUUGGCAUAACAUGUUAUUGAUUUAUGACUUAUAUCAAUUUAGUUGGGUAAACCAAAAGCGAUGCACAAAGUGAAGGAUUGGGCAGCACACAUUAUCAGGCAUUUUUGGCAUUGCUCAAGUGCAUGCAGACAGGAUGAUGAAACCUCUGAUGAAGAAGCACUGAAAGUUAUGAAGGUAUUCUUGUAUUAUAACAGUAUAUGUAAAAUGUUAAUGUAUAUAUUAUGA